GACCAAGGAUAUCUCGGAGAGAGGAAGCACUGGAGAGUGGAGACCUGCUCGACGCGAUAUUUUACUGCGAAUGCACACAUUUAUCUAAAUUAGCGCUUUUAUUUUUAUUUGUUUUCAUCGAGAGGGAGGAGGACGUUUACCAUGGCAGCAGUGGCUGUACUGCGGAAUGAAACACUCCAGGCUUUUCUUCAGGAUCGCACUCCAAACUCUUCUCCAGAGAACUGUAAGCACUCUCCGCUGGCUCUCCUGGCUGCCACUUGUAACCGGAUCGGGCAUCACCACGGAUCAAGCCCCACAGAUUUCCUCCAGGUCCCUUACGACCCAACUCUGGGCUCCCCUUCACGUUUAUUUCACCCGUGGACUAACGAGGGAGCUCCUCAGACCAGCCUGGGCAGCAACUCUACUUUCGGACUAUCCUCCAAGCCCCAGCUGUCCGCGCACAUCCAGAGCUCCUUCAGCUCGCACCACGAACUGCCCCUCACCCCUCCGGCGGACCCCUCGUACCCUUAUGACUUCUCCCCUGUGAAGAUGUUACCUUGCUCCAUGCAGUCUCUGCAGUCCACCUGCCCCCCCACCUACGUCCCCGCCGUCAGUUACGCAGCCCCAACUCCCAUACCGCCCGCGAUGCCAAGUUUUGUCACGGGACCGUCCGGCCUUGUGCACCAGCAGCAGAGACAGUUGUCCCCAAACCCUGGAGAGGAUAUUCCGUGGUGGAGCCUCCAACAGGGCAACCAUGUCAGCCACUCCUCCUCCCUGGGUCCCCAUCGCUUCCAGCUGCAGAGGGGCUUGGUUCUGGGACAUACGGACUUUGCGCAAUAUCAGACGCAAAUCGCGGCUCUACUGCACACGAAGUCUCCCCUCGCGACUGCGCGGCGGUGCAGGAGGUGCAGGUGUCCCAACUGCCAGUCUUCCACGUCCAGCGACGAGCCUGGCAAGAAGAAACAGCACAUUUGUCACAUACCCGGUUGCGGGAAAGUUUACGGGAAAACUUCUCACCUCAAAGCGCACCUGAGGUGGCACUCUGGAGAGCGGCCGUUUGUGUGCAACUGGCUGUUUUGUGGCAAGAGUUUCACCAGGUCGGACGAGCUGCAGAGACACCUGAGGACUCACACGGGGGAGAAGCGCUUUGUUUGCCCGGACUGCUGCAAGAGGUUUAUGAGGAGUGACCACUUGGCAAAACAUGUCAAAACUCACCAAAACAAAAAAAGCAAGUGCCAUGAAAAGACACUUGACCAUGUCAAAAGGGAGGACACGAGGAGUAUGUUGUAACACACCUUGUAGUCAUUUGAAACAGUAGAAAUCACUAGUGCAAUACAGUCAGUCCUACAUUAGUUA
Molecule: messenger RNA, 1335 nt
Organism: Plectropomus leopardus (leopard coralgrouper)
Lineage: Eukaryota; Metazoa; Chordata; Actinopteri; Perciformes; Serranidae
Gene: sp5a
Product: Sp5 transcription factor a
Biological process (GO): regulation of transcription by RNA polymerase II
Molecular function (GO): RNA polymerase II cis-regulatory region sequence-specific DNA binding; DNA-binding transcription factor activity, RNA polymerase II-specific
Source: RefSeq, a predicted model, not a curated record